Messenger RNA from Spirodela intermedia, 3879 nucleotides. The record is from the annotation of a GenBank genome assembly. NCBI's taxonomy places the organism in Eukaryota, Viridiplantae, Streptophyta, Magnoliopsida, Alismatales, Araceae.
AUGAUUUUUUUUCUUUUAUUAUGUUCUAUCAACGAGUGUAUAUGUCAACACAAGUUCUCACACAACUUCUAUGUUUUGAGUAUGAGUUUACUUAAUCCGUUCUCUCUUUUUAUGUAAGACCACUAAGGACACGGUUUUUAUUCUAGUUCACCCCUCACUAGGCUGUCUACUCUCAAAGGAUCCUUACUACCAAAGUUUACUAUUUCCUUUUGGAAAUAUAUGUUGAUUUCACAAGAUUAGUGACUCAGUCACACUACUCUAACCUUUAUAAAUAUUAUACCCUCCACGGGGUAUAAUACAAGUAUCAACAUCACGUGCCUUAAUCAAGCGCACCAGUCUCCUCAAAUACCACACCCUUCACAAACGCUAGGAGGAUAUUAACACCAUAUGCUUUAGUCCAAAUAUUUCUCCACUUACCACUUAAGUACCUUAGGGCUUAAUAGAGAGAAUCAACAUCUUAAGAAAGAGUUGACUUAAAUAACGAAUGUAGAAUGCGAUAUCUGAUGCAGCUUUCAACUCUUCAUUGAAAUAUGCAGCAACUUGACUUUUACAAAUAGAAUAUGAUCUUCCUUCAAAUGUGAAUGAAUGUAUCAGAGAUAAUUCUCCGCUCAAAAUAAAUAAGUCUUCUUCUUCACAAGCUAUUUCCUUAUAUUCUCUAAUGCGUUGAUCACGUUCUUCCUGGUAAGAACGUCAUCAACGCAUCAGCGCCAGCCCGUAGUCGGAAGGUCGAUCGAUUUCUAGUCGCACGAUCCAUUUCUUUUUCUCUCUCUUCUCAGAUGAUGCAUGUCGUCGACAAGCUGGGGUUAUGGCACAGGCUGCCGGUGUUCCUCGGACUCACCUACCUCACCUUCCGCCGGAUCAUCUACAACAGGCAGAACCUCCUCGCCGUCGGCAAGAUCGACUCCGUCGACCCCAACCCCGACGCCCACCCCUUCCGCUCCGACGACGGCACCUUCACUGACCUCUCCAAGCCCGCAGCCGGCAGCAAGAUGACCUUCAUCGGGAGGAAUAUUCUCCCUGUUGACCAGCAGGGAAAGGUAGCUAGCGGCUCCCACGUUGAUCUCCCACUCUGUUUGUAUCCGCUGUUGACACGCCUUUGGGCCAGCUUACGGAUCCAGAUCCGUUUGUGGUGGCGACGAAGUUGCUGGAGAGGAAGAGCUUCAUCGGGACGGGGAAGCAGUUCAACGUGAUCGCCGCCUCCUGGAUCCAGUUCAUGGUUCACGAUUGGAUAGACCACCUAGAGGCCACCGGCCAGGUGCCCUCUCUCUCUCUAGAUCUAUAAAAAAUAAAUAAUCCAGUAUACAUCACAUCUCUAAAGGAAAAAUCUGACGAACGGAAUUGCUCCCGAAGAAAAAUAAUUGGGAAGAGCCUUGGCGCGAUGCAGUGGACGGAAUUGCACGCAGAGCGAGUCAUGCGUUAGAAUUCUUCCGCAUAAGUUACAAACCCCGGGGCCGAGUAGGGCAAUACGACCAAAACCGGCGUCAUUGCACAUUGGUCCCUCUGCAUGCAUUCAGACUUUUGUUGUGCGAACCAAAUAAAUCUGUUGUCUUUCCCAGCCAAGAAGAAGGCUACAAAUGUCUACGUAUGUAUAUGUAUUCGUGUAUGUAUGUGUAUGAGUCUGACUUACCGUGGCCGUGUAGAUCGAGCUGACGGCGCCGAAAGAAGUCGCUGGUGGCUGCCCACUGAAGGCCUUCCGGUUCUACGCCACAAAGAGCAUCCCUGUGGGCGCCUCAAGGGCUAUCCCAGUCGGCCACAAGAACAUCCGAACCUCCUGGUGGUAAGAAGAUCUCAGAUACGAUUGUUCUCCAUAUUAAGAAAGACGGAAAGGGAGAAAUGAACAGGGGCUAAUCUGCAAUGAAGGGACGGGAGCGUGCUCUACGGGAGCGACAAGGUGGUUGGGGCCCGGGUAAGGACGCUCGUGGACGGCAAGCUGAGUAUCGGGGAGGAUGGUCUUCUCCUCCACGAUGAGCAGGGCCGCGCCGUCAGUGGCGACGUAAAGAAUAGCUGGGCCGGCGUCUCGAUCCUGCAGGCGCUCUUCGUCAAGGAGCACAACGCCGUCUGCGACGCCCUCAAGGUGCAACCCCUUCUUUUCCCUCUUCUCCUUCUUCUUCUUCUUCUUCUUCUUCUUCUUCUUCUUACUCCUCCUCCUCCUCCUCCUCAUCAUCAUCAUCCUCAUCCUCUUGCUAAUUGUCACGCUAACGAGCUGGGUCUAUCCUCGUGCAGAAGGAACACCCAGAGUUCAACGACGAGACGUUGUUCCAGUAUGCGAGGCUGGUGACGUCGGCGGUGAUCGCCAAGAUCCACACCAUCGACUGGACUGUGGAGCUCCUCAAGACCGACACCUUGAAUGCCGGCAUGCAUGCCAACUGGUGAGGGCGGCUUCUUCUCCCUCCUUCCCCAUCGUAUUCAUGUUCACGUCCAGCUUCAUACGUUUAUGUAUAUCCUACAUCCAUAUGAUAGAUGCUCCUCGUAUGAUUCUAAGAACUUGUGGGCGUCUCUCGCGUAGGUAUGGUCUCCUGGGGAAGAGGUUCAAGAGCAUCUUCGGCCACGUUGGAGGAGCCACGCUGGGGCCUGCUUUGGGUGGCCUCGUGGGGCUCAAGGAGCCCAACGAUCACGGUGUCCCCUACUCCCUUACCGAAGAGUUCACGUGCGUGUACAGGAUGCAUCCUCUCCUCCCGGACACCCUCCAAAUCAGGAAUAUCAAUGCCCCCCCGGGCCCCAACAAGGCCCCCUCUCUACUCAAAGAGUAACUCUCUCUCUCCCUCUCCCUCUCUCUCCUUCCUAAUGAAAAGUAAGAGCUUUUGGAUGCGCCCGAAUUGUCCAAUGGCUGCUUGACUUUGUGAGUAAUUUCUCUUUGCAAUGAGCAGUAUCAAAAUGGAGGAACUGAUUGGAAUAAAAGGAGAGAAAACUCUAAGCCAGGUGGGAUUCGAGAGACAGCUAGUGUCCAUGGGGCAUCAAGCUUGCGGCGGGCUUGAGCUCUGGAACUACCCCACAUUCCUCAGGGACCUCAUCGUGCAGAACACUGACGGAAGUGAGAGGCCAGAUAACGUGGAUCUUCCGACUCUCGAAGGUAAUGCUCGAUAUAAUCUAUCGUAGGACAAUUCUUUUGUUUCUGGAUUAUUCAUUUUUUUUGUCUAGGGAUUAGGUUUCUGAAGGGUUUGCUGUUAUUGACUGUGCAGUGUACCGUGAUCGAGAGAGAGGGGUCGCCAGAUACAACCAGUUCCGGAGGAGUAUGCUGAUGAUCCCCAUUUCUAGCUGGGAAGACUUGACCGAUAAUGCCGAGGCCAUAAAGACCCUGAAAGAGGUCUACGGGGACGAUGUGGAGAAGCUCGAUCUCAUCGUGGGUCUCAUGGCGGAGAAGAAGAUCAAGGGAUUCGCGAUAAGCGAGACGGCCUUCUUCAUAUUUCUCAUCAUGGCCUCCAGGUACUAGUACUAACCUAAUCUCCCAUAGAUUCAUCGAGUUGGUUUGUUAAUAUUACAAUUCAGGAUCUUAUGUUAUGCUCGAACACAGUCUGAAGAUGGGUUAAGCCUCUCUCUCUCUCUCUCUCUCUCUGAACCAACCCAUUUUCUGGGCCUUUUACGAGACACCUGCCAGCGAGAAAUGGGGAUCAUUAGAAGCCCACUGAUGUGAAAUAUGGUAUUUGCUCUUGUAGGCGGUUGCAAGCUGAUAGAUUCUUCACAAGUCACUUCAACGAGCAGGCAUACACCAAGAAGGGGUUUGAAUGGGUCAACAAGACAGAAAGCCUGAAGGACGUCAUCAACCGCCACUACCCAGAGAUCAAUAAAAAGUGGAUGAACUCCACUAGUGGCUUCUCUGUGUGGGACGCUUCCCCGGAGAAGGCUAACUGGGUACCACUCUACCUGAGGAUCCCCAGGUGA